Molecule: messenger RNA, 3097 nt
Organism: Chelonoidis abingdonii (Abingdon island giant tortoise)
Lineage: Eukaryota; Metazoa; Chordata; Testudines; Testudinidae
Gene: TGFBR2
Product: transforming growth factor beta receptor 2
Biological process (GO): cellular response to growth factor stimulus; protein phosphorylation; cell surface receptor protein serine/threonine kinase signaling pathway
Cellular component (GO): plasma membrane; signaling receptor complex
Molecular function (GO): transforming growth factor beta receptor activity, type II; ATP binding; metal ion binding
Source: RefSeq, a predicted model, not a curated record
UUUAAGAUUUCCUGUUUCCCUCGCGGCGCUGAAGCGAAGCGGAGUGAGUCAGCCUGGCCGCGCGGAGUCCCGGAGCAGCCAGUCCAGCGCCAGCUGCCGCGGCCUCGCCUCUCUCCUCGGCCGGCCCGGGGCGCAGCUCCCUCGGGGCAGCAGAGGAGCCCGACUUCUUGCCUCGGCUUCCUAUGCGGAGCGGGCUAGACCAUGAGCUGGGAUCGCCUCCGGAGCCUGUGGCUGCUGCACGCUUGCUCGUGUUGGGUGCUCGUAGGCAGCACAACCCCCGCUAAGGCGCAGGGCUCAGAACAAGAAAGUAAUUUGGCUGCAGCAUUUGGGACUCCCUGGAGCCUAGAGAGUAGAGAUUUCAGGAGGACAUGGGAAGAGGGAAUUUCCAGAAUUCCAGAAUGCCGGGACAUGAUCAAAGCUGAUGGUCUCUCACUUAUGGAACAAAUGAAGGAAAACGGAUUCAAAAUGCAUGCGCUGUGUAAAUUCUGUGAUGUGGAGGUGACAACCUGCACACACCAAGGUCACUGCAAAAGCAACUGCAACCGCACUGCCAUCUGUGAGAAUAAGAAUGAAGUCUGUGUAGCAAUAUGGAGACAGAAUGAUGCAAACACAACUUUAGAAACAAUAUGUCAUGAUCCUGCUUUGCCAAUCUCUGGACAAAAAUUGGAGGAGCCUGUCUCAAAACAGUGUGUGAUGAAAGAGAAGAAGGAAGUUGGUGGACUGCUGUUCAUGUGCUCCUGCAUAGAGGAAGAAUGCAAUGAUGAGAUCAUCUUUUCAGAAGCAUAUCCCCCAGACACCGAUGACACUGUUACAGUGAUGCUUAAAAGUCUCAUCCCAUUACUUGUGAUCACCAUUGCUGUGAACAUUAUCUUUUAUGGCUACCGUAUUCAUAGGAGAAGGAAGCUCAACAUGGCAUGGGAGAAGAAUGUAAAGCCCAGGAAACAUAAGGACUGCAGUGAUGCUUGUGCUAUUAUGAUAGACGAUGACCGCUCAGACAUCAGCUCCACUUGUGCCAACAACAUCAACCAUAACACCGAACUGCUGCCCAUUGAGCUAGACACCCUCGUAGGCAAAGGCAGAUUUGCUGAAGUGUACAAGGCCAAGCUGAAGCAAAACACAUCUGAGCAGUUUGAAACCGUGGCUGUCAAAAUCUUCCCCUAUGAAGAAUAUGCCUCCUGGAAGACGGAGAAAGACAUUUUUUCAGAUAUAAACCUCAAGCACGAGAACAUCCUCCAGUUCUUGACAGCAGAGGAGCGUAAGACAGAGCUAGGGAAACAAUACUGGUUGAUCACUGCCUUCCAUGCUAGAGGGAACUUGCAGGAAUAUCUCACACGGCACAUCAUCAGCUGGGAGGACCUAUGGAAGCUAGGUGGGUCUUUGGCUCGAGGGAUUGCCCACCUGCAUAGUGACCACACGCCUUGUGGUCGACCCAAAACGCCCAUUGUGCACAGAGACCUAAAGAGCUCCAAUAUCCUAGUGAAAAAUGAUCUAACCUGCUGCCUCUGUGACUUUGGGUUAUCCCUGAGGCUUGAUCCUACUCUGUCUGUGGAUGAUCUGGCUAACAGUGGGCAGGUUGGCACAGCGAGGUACAUGGCCCCUGAAGUCCUGGAAUCCAGGAUGAAUUUGGACAACAUUGAAUCCUUUAAGCAAACAGAUGUGUAUUCUAUGGCUUUGGUCCUGUGGGAAAUGACGUCUCGUUGUAAUGGUGUUGGAGAAGUGAAAGACUACGAGCCCCCAUUUGGUUCUAAAGUACGAGAGCACCCUUGUGUUGAAAGCAUGAAGGACAAUGUCUUGCGAGAUAGAGGGCGUCCAGAAAUCCCUAGCUCCUGGCUGAACCAUCAGGGUAUCCAGAUGGUGUGUGAGACUCUUAUUGAGUGUUGGGAUCAUGACCCCGAAGCCCGGCUCACUGCGCAGUGUGUGGCUGAGCGUUUCAAUGAGCUUGAGCACCAGGACAGACUCUCAGGAAGAAGUUGUUCAGAGGAGAAAAUCCCAGAAGACUGCACUGUGACCACCACCAAGUAGCAACCAGCUCAGGCUUGUGUAAAGGAGGGAAGUUGCUCCUGAACUCAUGCAGCUUGGAAAAAGAAGAGGUCCUGAUAGAUGCCUGGACUUGCUUCCUGAAGUACUGAGGAUCUUGCCACUCCUUUUAAGCGGUGUCUCCAGAGAGGGACAAGAAUUUGUGGGAACCAAAAGUAGGGAGUUGGUGUCAUACCGUGGGUGCCCUAGAUCUUGUCAUGGCUAAGCUGUGUUAGCACUUCCUCAGGAAACAAGAUUUGACAAUAGCCAAUAAUAUUUGCACUUUAUUAAUGGCUGUAUUGAACUACAGAAUAGCUAUUCUUAUAUAUACAGCCAUACUCUGGAAAGAGUAAAAUGUGCUUCCAGGAAACUACCAGUACCUAAGAGAACCCUGCCCAUUAAGGAAACAAAGGGAGAGGUCUCUCAUGAUACCAGCAACAGCGUGCUAGGCAGGUCACCAAAUGAUUAGGAACAACAGGCAAUAGAAAGGUGGCUUUCGAAUCACAUACUUGUACAUAUCCUGCUGCUGCCUUGCUGCUUUGUGUUUUAGAGAGCUUGUUCACAGCAGACAGACAGAUUUGGCCUCAGAGUCUGUUUCAGUUAUGCAGUAACUAUGCAAUCAUUUCUGCAGCUGGUUCCAAAAGUUUUAGUAUGUAUUGUUCAGUGGGUCACCAGCGCACUCAGAUGCUUAACUAUGUUCCUCAAAAUAUUCCAAAAAAGAGGGGUUGCGUUUGACAUGUCUCUCCAUAUGAAGUCAUUCUCCCUCAGAUGUUUAUUGCUUUGAAUUUACACUUCCUACUAGCAGGCUGCAAAAUAUCAGAGGAACAUGUUUCCUUCGCCUGACCCUAGGAAACCAGGCAAGGCCGAUAAUAAGGCAGCUGUUUUGCAUUUGCUGUACAUUCUGAUGAAAGGCAGUACUUCUUUUUACUCUUCAUGUAUUGAUAUAAAAACAAACACUCUUUAUACACAGCAUGUCUAAUUUCUUGACACACAAGAAAAGCUAUAGGGAAGUCUGAGCAAAGGUCUAUCUAGCCUAGUAUUCUGUCUUCCAGCAGUGCCCCCAGAGGGAAUGAACAGACCA